AUGUCUACUGCAAAAAAAUAUGCUGUGCCUCCUGCGGAACCAACAGGUUUCCGUAUUUUUGUACGUGCUACAUAUUCAGCAAGAUACAAUUUUGCUGUUCAAAAUUACAAUGCCGUAUCCGCUAAUCGUAAAUUAAGUAUGUUUGGUAACCGUUUUCUCUUGUUUCGAUCAAUCGUAGCUGUUGUAUGGAUCGCAUCAAUGGCUUUUGCAGUUCUUGCUUUACUCAAAGCUGCAUUUGUUGCCGUUCCUAUUAUUUUUGGCUUGAUAUAUAUUGCAAUAUCAGCUUAUAAUAUUUAUGUAUUUAUUGAAAAUCGUAGUCUGCUUAAUGCAACACGUCUCUUACGAGCAAAAUUUGCUGGGCCAACCGGUCUUGAUUGUGAAUGGAUAGCUGUGCCACUUGAUUCACGUAGUGCAAACGAAAGAUUAGCUGCUGUUGAGCAAGCUGCACUGGAUAAUGUUCGACGAGAAUGUGCGGGAAAUAGUGUAGCCGAAAUCGAUUGUUUAGUUUAUACAAAACGUUAUGCUGACACGUUUCCUUCAUUUCCAAAAGAAGUUCUUCUACAUUUCUUGGCAUUCUUGAUAGCAAUUGCAGUUGGUAUUCUAUUGGCUGCACUUUAA
This is a messenger RNA of Rotaria socialis, 618 nucleotides long. The record is from the annotation of a GenBank genome assembly. Lineage: Eukaryota; Metazoa; Rotifera; Eurotatoria; Philodinida; Philodinidae.